AUGGAAAUAGAAAACUGCACAGGAGUAUCACAGUUUCUUCUCCUGGGCCUCUCACAGGAUCCAGACCUGCAGCCCAUUCUCUUUGGGUUGUUCCUGUUCAUGUACCUGAUCACAGUGUUUGGUAACCUGCUUAUCAUUCUGGCUGUCGGCUCUGACCCCCAACUCCACAGCCCCAUGUACUUCUUCCUGUCCAACCUCUCUUUUGUUGAUCUCUGCUUCACCUCUACCACCGUGCCAAAGAUGCUGGUGAAUAUUCACCCACAUAACAAAGGUAUUUUGUACACUGAGUGCCUCACCCAGAUAUUUUUAUUUUUGGUUUUUGUGGGAAUGGAUAAUUUACUGCUGUCCAUAAUGGCAUAUGACCGCUUUGUGGCCAUUUGCCGUCCCUUGAAAUAUGUGACCAUUAUGAACCCCAAUGUCUGUGUUUGUUUAGUUCUGAUAUCAUGGCUCAUCAUGUUCCUGGUCUCCCUGCUUCAUGUUCUACUAAUGAAGCAGUUGAAUUUUUCUGUAGACACUAAAAUCCCACAUUUCUUCUGUGAACUGGCUCAGGUUCUCAAGGUGGCCAGGUCUGAUGCCAUUGCCGAUGUCAACAUAAUCCUGUUGUAUUUGUCAACUGCCUUGCUGGGUGUGUGCUCCAUCACUGGGAUCCUCUUCUCUUACUCUCAGAUUGUAUCCUCCUUAAUGAAGAUGUCCUCCACAGAAAGCAAAUUUAAAGCAUUUUCCACCUGUGGUUCUCACCUCUGUGUGGUCUCUUUGUUCUAUGGAACAGGACUUGGGGUGUACCUCAGUUCUGCUGGGACCCAUUCUUCCCCUGGAAGCUCUGUUGCUUCUGUGAUGUACACUGUGGUAACCCCCAUGCUGAACCCCUUCAUAUACAGCCUGAAGAACAAGGAUAUGAAGGGGGCCCUGAGAAGACUCCUUGGCAGAGCAGCCUCUUGUCCUUAA
Molecule: messenger RNA, 945 nt
Organism: Octodon degus (degu)
Lineage: Eukaryota; Metazoa; Chordata; Mammalia; Rodentia; Octodontidae
Product: olfactory receptor 7D4-like
Exons: 1
Coding region: 1-945 (314 amino acids)
Biological process (GO): G protein-coupled receptor signaling pathway
Cellular component (GO): membrane
Molecular function (GO): olfactory receptor activity; G protein-coupled receptor activity
Source: RefSeq, a predicted model, not a curated record